Nelumbo nucifera (sacred lotus) is the source of this 2399-nucleotide messenger RNA. Its product is annotated as ABC transporter G family member 15-like. The record is from RefSeq and is a predicted model, not a curated record. Lineage: Eukaryota; Viridiplantae; Streptophyta; Magnoliopsida; Proteales; Nelumbonaceae. Gene Ontology annotation, cellular component: membrane. Gene Ontology annotation, molecular function: ATP binding; ABC-type transporter activity; ATP hydrolysis activity.
CGUGGUCCCAUCAGUUGAUCCAUCAUGCAUGCAUUCUAAGUAUUCAUUUGCCCUCUAUUCUGCACCUUCCUAUUCAAGCAUAUACAUAGAUAGAGCUACUACUGUUGUUCGUGCGGUGAUAGAAGUGGUGGUGGUGGUGGUGGUGGUGCAGUCAGUCAUACAUGGAGAUCGACGGGAUGAAUGCAGAAGCCGAUUCAUCCGAGAUAGGCCUUUGGAAUAGGAAAAACAGUAGUGGGUUGUACUUGGUAUGGGAAGAUCUGACGGUGGUGCUGGCUAACUUCGGCAAGGGUCCACCCAGGAGGCUGCUCAAAGGGCUCAGUGGCUAUGCAGAACCUGGUCGGAUUAUGGCCAUCAUGGGCCCUUCCGGCUCAGGCAAGUCCACCCUCCUUGACUCACUAGCAGGGAGACUUUCGAUAAAUGCUGUUAUGACCGGAAAUGUUCUUCUCAAUGGGAAGAGAAGGAGACUAGACUAUGGAGUGGUUGCCUAUGUGACCCAAGAGGACAUUUUGUUGGGAACCCUCACUGUGAGAGAAACAAUCACAUACUCAGCUCAUCUAAGGCUUCAUGAUGCCUUGAGCAAAGAAGAGGUGAAUCAGGUGGUUAAUAGCACAAUCAUGAAAAUGGGUCUCGAGGAUUGUGCAGACAAAAUGAUAGGAAACUGGCAUUUGAGAGGUAUCAGUGGAGGAGAGAAGAAGAGACUCAGUAUUGCACUCGAGAUCCUCACAGGCCCUCGUCUCUUGUUUCUUGAUGAACCCACCAGUGGGCUCGACAGUGCAGCUGCUUUCUUUGUGAUGCAAACUCUGAGGAACAUCGCUUGUGAUGGAAAGAUUGUUAUCUCCUCUAUACACCAGCCAAGCAGUGAAUUGUUUGAAUUGUUUGACGAUCUGUUCCUCCUCUCAGGUGGAGAAACUGUUUACUUUGGCGAUGCCCAGAUGGCUGUCAAUUUCUUCGCCGAAGCCGGGUUCCCUUGUCCCAGUAGAAGAAAUCCUACGGAUCACUUCCUUCGUUGUAUUAAUACAGACUUUGAUGCUGUAACCACCACUCUCAGGGGAUCUCUAUUCCACGACACUCAUACAUCAUCAGAUCCCCUGAUGAAUUUGCCAAGUUCAGAGAUCAACGGAAUCCUUAUUGAGAAGUAUAGGACAUCAGAAUAUGCAACAAGUACAAGAAGACGGAUAAGAGAACUGGCAUUCAUUGAAAAACCUGUCAUUGGAUCAAUCAGAGGAAGUGAGGCUAGCUGGUGGAAGCAGCUCUACACAUUGACUCAAAGGUCCUUCACAAACAUGUCUAGAGAUCUUGGAUACUACUGGGUGAGGAUAGUAAUCUACAUUGUGGUAUCAUUAGCUGUUGGCACCAUGUACUAUGAUGUUGGGACAAGCUAUACUGCAAUCCUGGCUAGAGGAAACAGUGCAGCAUUCAUCACAGGCUUCAUGACAUUCCUCUCUGUUGGAGGCUUCCCAUCUUUCAUUGAAGAAAUGAAGGUCUUUUAUCGCGAAAGGCACAACGGGCAUUGCGGCAAUGCAGUAUUCAUCCUAUCCAAUUUUAUCUCCUCGUUUCCUUUCCUGUUGGCAGUGUCAAUCGCUACUGGCUCAAUAACCUUUUACAUGGUGAAGCUUCACCCAGGAUUCUCUCGCCUUAUGUUCACCUACACCAAUCUCUUAAGCUGCAUUGCUAUUGUAGAAGGAAUCAUGAUGGUUGUUGCAUCAUUGGUACCAAAUUACUUGAUGGGUGUCGUAGUUGGUAUUGGAACACUAGGUAUUAUGAAUUUGAGCUCUGGGUUCUUCCGUUUGCUGCCAGAUCUUCCCAAAACAUUCUGGCGCUACCCAAUGUCAUAUAUCAGUUACACUUCAUGGUCAUUGCAGGGGCAAUACAAGAAUGAUCUGAUUGGGCUUGAGUUUGAUCCUUUUAUACCUGGUGAUCCUAAACUGAAGGGAGUGAAUAUCAUCCAGACAGUGUUUGGGAUGUCAGUGGAUCACUCCAAGUGGUGGGACUUGACUGCACUUGUAAUCAUUCUCAUCACCUACAGAAUACUUUUCUUCCUCAUACUCAAGUUCAGGGAGAGAGCAUCACCGAUGCUCCACACCUUUUUCUCCAAGAAAACACUUCAACAGCUAAAGAGGAGACCUUCGUUCAAGAGAAAGCCAUCUAUCAUCAAGAGGCAGCCGUCCUACCCUUUAUCUUAUCAAGAAGGUCUCAGCUCUCCACUCCCUUAGAAACAACAAGUCAAUUUCAAAACUUGCUGAAAUUCCUUUGCUCUGCAUCCUAAAUUUAUUACUUAUGUUCAUAAAAAAUAAAGCAGAAUGAGAAAUGAUAGACAUUCUGUUUCUUGUUUGAUACGAAAAGAACCAAGCAACAGAAAUCAUGGAAUUUAUAUGUAAGUGAAUGCCAUAUAUUGUCUA